AUGCAUGGAACCACAGAGAAUUUCUUGUUCCAGAGCAAUGCGUUUUCCAGGAGCAUGCUAGCAGCGCUGACGAAAACCCAGAAGGAGAUAACGAAGACGAAGCGCAAUAUCCUAGCCUAUUUAUUCAAACCUCAGUCUCAUUGUGCUUACCCUACAUCUAUUGCUCUUCCUAAACGCCCUUGGCGAUACGGUUCGUACCCACUCACCGCAUGGGCAUUUCAGCUGGCAUGGGGAAAGCUCUACAACUUCUGUGCCAUUAGUUGGACCUAUCACAGCUCUAUUUAUUUUGGAGCGAGGUUCUUUCACCUUCGCUGCCGCUCCGCACUCUAUUCCGAUUUGUCGAUGCGGAAUUAUGCCGAACCGGUCUGGGAGUCGUGUCACGAAUGGCGAUUCUCCUUCCGUAUGAGCGAAUGGUUCCCUAUAUGGUUCCUAGCUACCCAAAGCAUGAGCCCCAUGAUAUCCCGCAGUAUAGAUCUCCCGAUGAUAUUGAGUUUCGUCCUGUUUGCUCGACCUCCAUUACAGGCUACUAUAUGCCGUUACUCGUCUCACCGUAAUUCUCUCAGAGUCAGCGCCCGCCUCCUUAACACCCACAAAAUAGAUAGGCUCAUGCGGAAUGAACAGAAGGCUAUUGCCCAACGGGAUCCCUUUGUAUACAGCGUAAGACUUCGACUAUAUAAUGACAGUGUAACGGAUACCAGAAAUCCCAGGGUACUCAAAAACAUCCCCUGUUGCCAUGCGAGAAAUGGUUUGAUCAAGGUUGAUCCUCUAUCAGCCACCAUACAUUUCCAUGUCAAAGGGACUUUCCUGGCGAAAUGGAUAUCUUCCCGAACGCUAGGAUCAUGCGAAGGAGUAGCGAGGUCGGUCCGAUUCGCUUCUUCUAUGUAUGUACUGUACCUAGUUCACCGACCCCCGCUGUGGAUGAUGGCGAAUCAAGGGUUAGUUCCCCAAAUCCGCCAUGAUGCGCCAGGAAUUCCUCAAGAGGCUAAGAGUGAGAGAUUCCAAAACCGGUCGAAAUUUGCGGCCCCAUGGCAACAAGAUAGUAAUACAGCUAAUACGUGCUAG
Molecule: messenger RNA, 1062 nt
Organism: Blastomyces gilchristii SLH14081
Lineage: Eukaryota; Fungi; Ascomycota; Eurotiomycetes; Onygenales; Ajellomycetaceae
Exons: 4
Coding region: 1-1062 (353 amino acids)
Source: RefSeq, a predicted model, not a curated record